UAAUUUGAGACAUUAAUCAAUUGGGAUGAAAUCAAAUGAAACGAUAUGAUAUGGAAUGAAAUAUCGUCUCAGUAAAUUAGUAUUUAUUUAAAAAAGAAAUCGACGUUAGGGCUGUUUUACAAACACGUGGCGUUGUGACCUCCGCUCUAGAGGGGAACGGCGCCCCCACGAAGGAUUAAUUCGAGUGCGGAGGCUCUAAUUUCGGUAAUCCGUGCUGGAGGCGUGGUUUCGUCGAUUAGUUAACCCGUCCUACGUUUUCAAGACUGAUGAGGCGAUCCACCCUGUUCCUGCGGACUGGAGCCGCAACUGAGGACGUGACACCUUCCUGCUGACGCAAGUUCUCACCGGCUACGUUUGUUUCGAUUGGUACCUGCACCGUGUCGCCUGCAGAAAAUCGCCGGCGUAGUGCCACCACUGCUACGAUGAGGCGGACACCGCAGAGUACACCCUCGCGGUAACAGGAGAAGCACCUGUCGCUGCCGACCUUCGCUCGACUUCUGUGAGUCCACCAUCUCGCAAAAGAAGGCGGUGUAACGAAAGAGGGAGAGCUCUUCCGUCUCUACAUCGACCCGUUGUUGUCGAGCCGGGGAUCGGAGGACACAGUACGAACGUAUGUCCCAGCCCUUCUGCGAGAGUGCAAAAGAGUCGCUUAGUGGGUAUAGCCUUAAGCUCGAUUCCAUGGGUAAGCGGUCCGCUUUCAACAUCUACGGACCGUCCAGUCCCACAUUCCAAGCGCGCCCUGCUGGAACGUGGACCUCGUAGGAUGUUCGGCCAGUACAGUAAAAAAUAAAGAUUAAGAGAUAUGGGUGACGAACUGACCAAAGUACUCAAAAGUUACGCAAAUAAUGAAAUCGUUAAUAAAUCUUUAAGUACGGGGUUGGACAAUCUUUCGGUCACCCUGACGGCUUUAGAAGAAUAUCGAAAUUGUGAAGUACAACGGCUAGAAGCUAAGGUCAUAGGUGAACUGUCGCAAUAUGAUACUAUAUGUAAACAUGCCAGAGAAGAAGUAAAACACGCAAUGAAUGUUAGAGACAAAGAGCUUGCUCGUAAGAAAGUCUUGGAUAAAGCUAGGGAACGACAACCAUUUAAUAGACAGCAAGUGACUUACGCGGAAUCGGAGUUUAUGAAAACGUCAGCGGAAAUGUCACGGAGUGCCAAAAGCCUGAGUGAACAGACAGAGUUCUUUGAAAAACGUAAACUACAGCAACUAAAGAACUUACUGUCGGAUUUUGUUACGAUUGAAAUGGCAUUCCAUGCUAAGGCGGUGGAACUGCUCACCGUGGGCUAUCAACAAAUAGAUGAAAUUAAUGAUAAAGCAGAUUUAGAGAAUUUUAGAAGAAAACUGCGAUCUCCGGAGAAACAAGUCAGUACCGGUAUAUCAGCAAGAUCAUCAUCACUGGCAUCACUAAUGACGCAUUCACCAGUUAAUAACGAAGAUCCGGCGGCUGUGCGAAAAUUACGUACUCCAGAGAAAUCUGGUGUUACGCGGUCUAGUUCUUUAGCAGCGCUCAUGAACCAUUCGCCUAGUAAAGAUGAAGAUGAAACAACGGGAUCCAGUGAAUCUUGCAGUGAAGAAUCGUCUGAAGAAACAGAGUCGCGUUAAACGUUGCAGUGUUUAGUCCUUAACACGUUGAUUGUAGUUAUUAUUAAGUAAUACACGUUUUGAGACUGUGCAUCUUUAUUUGUCGAAUAAAACUAAUUCAUUGCAACAUAAAGAAA
Molecule: messenger RNA, 1719 nt
Organism: Bombyx mori (domestic silkworm)
Lineage: Eukaryota; Metazoa; Arthropoda; Insecta; Lepidoptera; Bombycidae
Gene: Fam92
Product: CBY1-interacting BAR domain-containing protein 1
Exons: 7
Coding region: 803-1603 (266 amino acids)
Biological process (GO): cilium assembly
Cellular component (GO): ciliary basal body; ciliary transition zone
Source: RefSeq, a predicted model, not a curated record